ACGGCUGAAUGGGACUCUGAGUGCCUUACAUCCCUGCAGCCCUUGCAGCUGCCACCACCCCCAGCGGCCAGUGACGCGCAUCUGCAGACCGCAGCCAUCUCCCUGUGGACGGUGGUGGCUGCUGUGCAGGCCAUAGAGAGGAAGGUGGACGUCCACAGCCGACGGCUCCUGCACCUGGAAGGCAGGACAGGGACGGCCGAGAAGAAGCUGGCCAGCUGUGAGAAGACAGUGACCGAGCUCAGCAACCAGCUGGAGGGCAAGUGGGCCGUGCUGGGGACGCUGCUGCAGGAGUACGGGCUGCUGCAGCGGCGGCUGGAAAACCUGGAGAACCUGCUGCGCAACCGGAACUUCUGGAUCCUGCGGCUGCCCCCGGGAGUUAAAGGAGAGAUCCCAAAGGUGCCUGUGGCAUUUGAUGAUGUCUCCAUCUACUUUUCCACUCCAGAGUGGGAAAAAUUAGAAGAAUGGCAGAAGGAGCUUUACAAGAAUAUCUUGAAGGGCAACUACGAGUCUCUCAUCUCCAUGGAUUAUGCCAUGAGUCAACCUGAUGUCUUAUCUCAGAUUCAACCAGAAGGAGAACAUAACACAAAGGACCACGCAGGCCCAGAGGAGACUGAGAUUCCUGCGGUCCCCAGUGAAGAGCCUGGACUUUCAACAUCAGAUAUUCUGUCUUGGAUCAAACAGGAGGAGGAACCUCAGGUUGGGCCCCCCCAGGAGGCCAAGGAGAGUGAGGUGUACAAAGGCACUUACACGGAGGAGGAGCUUGUCAUCAAGUCCGAAGGCCUUGCUCCAGCCACCUUGUGCCCCGAGGUUCCAGUUGCCUUCUCUGUUGCCCCCACAGCAGUGGCAAAGGAUGUUUUCUCAGAUGUGGCUUUCAAAAGCCAGCAGUCCGCACCCAUGACACCUUUUGGACGUGCGGCCACUGACCUGCCCGAGGCCUCAGAAGGACAAGUGACAUUCACUCAGUUGGGAAGCUACCCGCUCCCGCCUCCUGUCGGGGAGCAGGUAUUCUGCCACCACUGUGGCAAGAGUCUCAACCAGGACAUGCUACUGACCCACCAGUGUGGCCAUGCGUCCGAACACCCUGGGCCCUGUGCCCAGUGCCCAAAGCACUUUCCCGUGCAGCCAGACCUGGGCAGCGCCUCCCAGGAGCACGCCGGCGAGACGCCCCCCACCUGCCCGCACUGCUCCCGGACCUUCACACAUCCCUCGAGACUCACCUACCACCUGCGCGUGCACAACAGCGCUGAGCGCCCUUUCCCCUGCCCGGACUGCCCCAAGCGCUUCGCCGACCAGGCUCGGCUCACCAGCCACCGGCGUGCACACACCAGCGAGCGACCCUUCCGCUGCUCACAGUGCGGCCGCAGCUUCAGCCUGAAGCUCAGCCUGCUGCUGCACCAGCGGGGCCAUGCACAGGAGCGCCCCUUUUCCUGCCCGCAGUGCGGUAUCGACUUCAACGGCCACUCAGCCCUCAUACGCCACCAGAUGAUCCACACGGGCGAGCGGCCGUACCCGUGCACAGACUGCAGCAAGAGCUUCAUGCGCAAAGAGCACCUGCUCAACCACCGGCGGCUGCACACGGGCGAGCGGCCCUUCCCCUGCUCCCACUGCGGCAAGAGCUUCAUCCGCAAGCACCACCUCCUGAAGCAUCAGCGCAUCCACACGGGCGAGCGGCCCUACCCCUGUGCACUCUGCGGCCGAAGCUUCCGCUACAAGCAGACGCUCAAGGACCACCUACGCUCAGGCCACAGCGGGGGAUGCCCAGGCGACAGCAACCCUUCUGUGCCGCCACCUGAGCCGCCUGGGCCGCUGCUUCCUGCGCUAGAAGCCUCUGGCCUGGGCGUCAGCACGGAAGCACUAGAGACCAGUCAGUGGUAUGGGGACGGGAGCGGAGGGGGGUUGCUGUAGCUGCAGGCUCACAGCAAGCAGAAAGUCCGGCCUAAAGCUGGGGGCCCGCCACCCACAGUAAUUAUUCUCCAGCACGUCAAGGAAUUCAGGGUCCUCCACACGCAACUACUAUUUCAGAACUUCACAGCUGUGCAACAGUACCAUAUCUUGAAAUCCAGAAAAACCAGGAAAUGAACCCAGCAUCCCCAUCUUUCCAAAGAUACUACAAAAGCAGAAGUUAGGAGACUGUUGCAGAGAGUUUGGGAAGCCAGGUUUGCCCUCUGGCUGUCUCAUCGCGGGGCGGCCUCGGUGAGGUUUAGACCAUGUCUGUGUCGGUAGAGACGUGUGAGGGGGAGCCUUAGAGCUUGAAGCCCGUCCUGAGGCAGGUGAAUGUGGAAGGCCUUUCACUGGUUUGUUAGUCGAGAUGGCUGUCCGAAAAAUGUCCUUUAGCCACUGCUUACCUUGCUGCCUCCUGUAAAAGCUCUGUCCACACCCGUGUAGCUGCCUAUCUGUCCCUGAAACACAAGGACUCACGACUGCCUUCUUGGGGGUCCUAGGUUGUCUUCUCGUACAUUUGUUUGAUAUUGGGUGAACAAAAAAAUCUGAUUGUAAUAGCUUAUUUAAGAGAACAGUUCUUAACUUCUGCUGGCUUGGUUCUAACAUUCAGGCUUUUAUACUGGCAUUUACUACCAGAAAUCUUUGUAAAGGUCCCAGCGAGAAGCUGGGGGCAGAGUUCUCAGCCAGUUUGAAAGCUAGAGACCCCAAGAAAUACCUGCCGUGACAAUGACAGAGCAGCCUGAAAUCUGCGCCUGACCUGUGUUUCUAGAGCACUCACAUCUGCCUUCCUUUUUCCAGGCCAGUGAGCUGAGUUUUCAGUUCCCAGUGUCCGAUUUUCUUGACAGUCACCAGCAGCAGAGAUCACAGUGCCCUCCUCAAGUACAAAGGGGUUUCAGGACGUGCCCCGGGCUGGGCUUGCAGUUCCUCAGGAGAGCUGCAGCAGUGUGGUGGUGUUCUCAAGCCAUCCAGGAGAGCACCUGUUCCUCCCAACUGCCCUGCCGCAUGGGCACCUCCUAGAUCCCUGAGAGCCACCCCCUGUACACAAGAUAGCCGUGGUGCCUAUUACGCUUUUUGGUGCCAUGGCUACCACACGUUCUAUUCUUGGGGUCACUCAGACCCUGGGAUGAUUUGAAUCUAGUUCUACCCCUGAGUGUCUUUACAGCUUCAUACUAGUUCCCUUCCCUUUCUAGUGCUCAAAUUUGCAUCUGCAAAGUGAUACUGUGAGCUGAGCCUGGUUGUGCAUACCUAUAAUCCAAGUACUGGGGAAGCAGAGGCAGGAGGAUCACUAUGAGUUCAAGGCCAGCCCGAACUAUAGAGAGAGAGAUUCUGUCUCAAAAAACAAAAGAGACCCCCACACACCACCACCUGCAUGAGGGGGUGGUGAACCACUAGAAAUUUAAAAAAAAAUCUGGUGAUACAUUUCCUUCUGCCAAAAUCCUGUCUCUGCUUUCGGCUUCUGUCCAAGUGAAGCCAAAUAAGACAGCAGAAUCAAAGCAGAGGAGUUCUUGCAGAAACUUGACUGAAAUCAAUUUGAUUUGUUUUGCUCUUGUUUUGUGCCUGAGGGAGAAGACAGAGAAUGUAGGAGUGCCAUAUCUUGGGUGAAAAGUUGUUUCUUAUACCCUCUAGUUCCCCCUAAAUCUACAGUAUUAGAAGGAGGUGUGGGACUUCAACAGGAUAUUCUCCCAAUAAGCGAUAAAGACUUGUGUUCUUACCACCGAGUCUAGGCUUCCCUCUGCCUCACUGUUCAUUACCACGCCAGGAAAGGGUGGCAGCCCAGCUGGCUGUGCUCCUGAGAAGGCUGUCUGAACACGCCGCUUGGGAAGACAGUUACAUUCCUAAAACACCGCUUUGUGACAUUCACCAUUCCAGGGACCACAGGAGACGUGAGGACUGCCUGAGGCCUGGCCUGCUGUCAUAACCUCAUUUUUCUUAAACAAUGACAAAGCCCAAGGGUUUAGACAACGACAAGCCAGGCGGUGGGCAGAACCCUGGAGUAUUGGGAUGAAAAGUUUUCUAGCCAGGAUCUAGCCCUCAUCAUGGGAAAAUUGGGUAGUUCUGAGCAUCCCAGAACCAGGGUUCUGGCUUUAUUGGUGACCAGUAGGACCUUCAGUGUGUUUUUCAGGUCUGUAAUGCACCUUGCUUCCCACAAUGAAAAGGAAAGAGAAUCCUACUCGAGUAUUUCUUUUAGGUGGUGAGCUAAGAUCCUAAAAAUCCUUUCCAAAUGGAUCCAAGCAUCUUCCAGGCUAUGCUGGAGAAGGGAUUCUUACACGAGGUAUGAUGUGGGAUUAGGUUAUAGUUCAGAUUCUUUUUUUUUUGUUUGGUUUUUUUCUUUUUUUUUUUUUUCUGGUACCAGUUCAGAUUCAUUUUAAACCAAAAGAUUUACUGAGGAUGCACAACUUAGUGCUAAAGUGCUGCAGAUAAAUCCACAGCCCGUUCUGCAAGGAAUGGUAGCCAGCAGAGACCCAGGCUUUCUCAGAAAGUGAACACGGGUUGCAUUCCAGGGCGACAGGAGCCACAAACCUGAGUGUGGAGGGCAGUGUGCAGGGCCAUCUCAGAAGGAUGGCAGGAAUGUGGGGUUCUAGUUCUGGGACAAAGCAGGGAGUUCAGCCGUUUGUGUUACAUUCUCCUUUCCCUCCAUCAGGCCCCUACCACAUAGAACUCCAGGCCACUCCUAAAGAAUUUAUUUGCUAAAGAUUCAAAAGUAGAUUGGUGAAAAGCUAAGGUAAAGUCCAACAGAAAGCUUUCAGUGUGUGCCGGAGAACCUGUUGGUCCAGCAGGCACUCCUGGGAGAAACCAUGCAUCUAACGCUGUGACCGAGGGGGCCCAGAGGCCUGCUUGCUGGAGUGGAUGCAACUCGGAAGAGGAAGCCUCACAGCUCUUCACCUGCCCGCCCGCCUUUUGGAUUGUCACAGCACUGUCGCCGUGCCAGUGGGGUGCGGGGGUUCACUCACCAGACUGGCUCUCUUUGCUAGCAUUUUCACUGACACCAUUGGGUGAGCCUCUGGGUCAGCCAGAAAUACGAAAAUAAAUGGAAGUUGGUUGAUGGCCUAGAAAGUGAAAGAAGACUCGUCCUUUCCUGCUGGACACCACGACUGCAAACACCUUAGCAGAGCUCUAGCUAGAGCCAUUCCCUGCAUGACAUGCCUCGUUCCUAAUAAAGUGCAUACAAACUUG
This is a messenger RNA of Chinchilla lanigera (long-tailed chinchilla), 5115 nucleotides long. It is a transcript of the gene Znf398, whose product is annotated as zinc finger protein 398. Gene Ontology annotation, biological process: regulation of immune system process; regulation of cytokine production; negative regulation of transcription by RNA polymerase II. The record is from RefSeq and is a predicted model, not a curated record. NCBI's taxonomy places the organism in Eukaryota, Metazoa, Chordata, Mammalia, Rodentia, Chinchillidae.